Molecule: messenger RNA, 4091 nt
Organism: Caenorhabditis sp. 36 PRJEB53466
Lineage: Eukaryota; Metazoa; Nematoda; Chromadorea; Rhabditida; Rhabditidae
Source: the annotation of a GenBank genome assembly
AUGAGUCUGCGAAACGUCUCGAAGGCUUGCCAUUUAGGACGAUAUGCGUAUAGGCACAUAAUUGCCGGUCAAAGGUAACUUCUAUUGCAAAUUCUUGUACCUCGGAAAACAAAUCGAGCAGAUGGGUUCAAUAACUAAGAGAAAUUGUAAAUAUAAAUUUUUUUUUUCAGAAGUUAUCUCUUCCAUCCUCAGAUUGCCUGCAGUUCACUGCACACAACUUGUUCGAGGCAAGCAUUUUUAUAUUCAAAUUUGAGCAGUUGUUGUUCUAAUUUUUCAAAAUUAAAAAAUUCUCCGAUACAGUGUAGGGCGAGUUUGCGGUUUGUCCGGAAAGAAAACUGGGAACGAGAGAGAAGCGAUUAGCUUGCGAAAAGGCAGAGACGCAGGCGCGAGACAGUUCGCAAGCUAAUCGCUUCUCUCUAGUCCCCAGUUUUUUGUAAGCAAUUUCUCAAUAAACGGGAGCCGAAUCGCCCUCCCCGUCCUGCUUUUUUUAUAGAAUAUUGUACUGAUGUGGCAUUAACAGGGGCAACCUCAAACAGGAACGCUCCCGAAUCAGAACUGUGAUCCGAAUCAAAACCAAUAAGGACCGCAGAUAAUACUGCUUUUGGAGAACUUCCAUUGCAUAGUUCUGAUUCGGGACUUUUAAUAACGAGGCCAAGAAAUAGUUUUCAAAUUACGAGAUAGUGAAAAGGCUUUUUUAAAUCUCUUAUAUCUCACAGGUAUGCGGCGACAGACAGAAGCAAAGUGGAGUACACUCUGAAAAUGUUGCGAGAAGACGUUCAAAAUCAAGACGAGGAGGCGCAGAAGGCAUUAAGUUUGAUGAAGUCGGGAAAGGAGGUGGCGACUGUGAAGCCACCGCUGAAGGAUCGAAUUAUGCACGAGCUGAAGCACUAUUACCACGGCUUUCGACUUUUGGCUCUUGAGACCCGGCUCAGCGCCAAAUACAUGUGGCGAGUGCUCCGUGGAGCAACUCUCACAAGAAGGGAGCGGCAGCAAUUGGUCCGAACCGUCUCCGAUCUCUUCCGACUCGUUCCCUUCUCCUUCUUCAUUAUCGUUCCGUUUAUGGAACUCGCACUGCCAAUAUUUAUCAAAUUGUUCCCCGGAAUGCUUCCGAGCACGUUCCAGGAGACAAGCAAAGAGGUGGCCGUUUUUUUCAAAUGAAAAAAAGAAAGAAAUUAUAUCUUUUCGAACUGCUCUAUUUUCCAGGAAGAAAAGUUUCGAAAGCAAGUGAAACUUCGUGUCGAAAUGGCAAAGUUCCUGCAAGACACGAUCGAAGAGAUUGGUCUCGAACGGAAAACGCACAAUAAAGAGGCGACACGGUCGCUGGAUUUUGCGCAUUUCAUUAAAAAGGUACGAAACGAAGGAGGAUAUGUUUCCAACGAGGAGCUGCUCAAAUUCUCCAAGCUCUUCGAAGACGAACUCACGCUGGACAAUUUAAACAUGGGACAGUUGAGGUAAAUUUGUUUAAUUCGAGUGGAGCUCCCGCAAAUGAAAAUUGUUUCUGGAACUCGGGAACUUCAAAAUUUUGAGAAACAUUUCGCUACAAAACACUAAUUUUCCAGAUCCUUGUGCCGUCUGAUGAGCAUCAACUCGCUGGGAUCGCCAGAAAUUCUCCGUUUCCAGUUGAACAUGAAAAUUCGCGAAUUGAAGGCAGACGAUAAGCAAAUUGCAGCAGAAGGAGGCGUCGAUACUCUGAGUUCCAUCGAUUUACAGUCUGCUUGCCGGGCACGUGGAAUGAGGGCCAUGGGAGUGAGUGAGGAGCGGCUCAAAGAGCAACUCGUACAAUGGUUGGAACUAUCGUUGAACGACAAGGUUCCGCCGUCGUUGCUUCUUUUGUCCAGGUGAGAGUUUUAUGGGUUUUUCUAGAAACUUGCAACAGUCCGAGCAGGGCACAGCCUUCUACGACAGUCAUGACAUUGCAAACUGACCCGUGAACCGUCGGCCAAAAGUUCAGAUGCGUGCAGUCGGAAGAAAACUGAUUCAUCUUAACCAUUUUCCUUGGAAAUGUAUUCAUUACGAUAGAAACUGAUUUUUGUGUCUCUGCUAGUUUCCAUCAUAAUGAACUUCCCAACAAAUCAAGUGUGAAGUGAAAUGAGUCAGUAUUCCUCCGACAGCACGCACCUGAAGCGCUUUGGUUCACAGGAAACUCAAUGAAACCAAGUGUUUAUUGAAAUUUAAUUGUUAUGUUUAAGAACUCUGUACCUUCCGGAAGAUGUUUCGUUCCCCGAUCGUCUGAAGGCGAUCGUUCAAAAUCUUCCGGAUGGAAUCGCCGAAACGACAAAGCAGAAACUGACGGAGAUGGAAGGAGGACAAAUUGAUCACAAAGCACGUAUCGCACUCAUAAAAUCCAUCGAACAGGCCAUUGUGACAGAGAAGAAAGAGGAGGAGAAGAAGCGGAAAGCGGCGGAAGAGGCACUGAAAACGAAAGAAAAGGCGGCGAAAGAGCAGAAGAUUGCCGAAGACGUUCUGGCGACGGAGCACAUUGUUCAGGACACCAAAAAGGAAUUGCACGAAGCAGUGGCUUCUGCUUCGGCAACUUCCACGCCUUCUGAAGCUACUGUGGCAAUAACAACUUCUGAAGCGGUCAAGAAGGUUGUUGAGGAGAUCAAGAAGAAGACUGAGGAUAUGCAGGUUGGUAAUCUUAUAAAAACCACUGUCUUCAAAUAAAUUUAUAUGUUCUUUUUUUCCAGGUGGACAAGGCGGAUCUGUCCCAUAUCGAAGAGAUCAUUGUGGGUGGACCGAUCAAAGAGGCAAAGCAGGACAUUUUGGGGCUGCGCGAGAAGGUUCUUGAGCACAAAGAGGAUCUCAUGGAAAUCAAUUCCCUCGACGGUGCAUUCGCAGAGACCAAAGUUGCGAAACGUCUUCGUCACAAAUUGAAUGCAAUUAUCGAGGACGUUGAUUCGAUGGUCGGAAAGUUGGAAGAAGAGAAACGGAAUAUCAGAGAGAUGCUCAGUGACCCAUCAGCAGAGAACAGUGCCGAUCUGAAGAAGGAACGGGAGGUUCGCAUCCAGGAUGUUAUCGAUUCGCUAUCAAAACUCAAAAAGGGAGAACAGACAGAUGUGCAGCAACGUGGGAGAAUUGAGGCACUUCUGAAGACGAUCGACGAAGACGCCGACGGUAUUGUCGACCGACAACUUGUCCUCGAAGUCAUUGAACUGCUGGAGAAGCACACGGAUGUGCACGUGUCAGCCGCACAAAUGGCGUCGAUGAUCGGAACUCUAAAGAAAGAGGAUGAAGUAGCCGGACUCACCGAGGAGAUUCGCAAGGUUCAGAGCGGACAGUUCGAGAUGCCGGUGCUGCCAACGGUAAGAUCGAGAAAGACUUGUUUUGAAAGCGUUAAGAGAGGAGUAAAGUAGCAAGCGGCGACGGCUCCGUUCUCUAGGACAUAUGCCGCUCUGGCCGGCGUGUGACACACAUUUAAGAUUGAAGUUGGAACCCCAAAGCCGUUUGGAUACCUGCCGUACACAAAAAAUUAAUAGAGGAAAUGGCGGUCUCACUUACGAUACGUUUCGGCUAAUUUAGGCAACCUAACUGAUCUAAAAAUGUUCAAAUAAUUGCAUUUUUCGAUGUUUUCUAGGGUCCUUCGUCAGCCGACGCGUUCUAUCAGCCAUCAGAAACGGCGACGACGUCCGUACGAGCAUCCACCGCGGAAGUGAGGAAGUCGCAGAUGGAAGAGGAGGUGGCGACGAAAACGAAAAAGGUAGAAAACGGAGUUGGCAUUCCUGAUGUCGACACAAAGGUACUCAUGAAUGAUAAUGAGGCCCGUGGCCUCCUAAAGUGUGAAGAGAGGCACAUGUGCGUUCAUACUCUGGUAAAUCGGUUGCAAUAUGACUGGAAGAAUCUAAGCGCAAUUUUAUUUAUUCUUACAUCUAAUUAUAAAACAUUUUGUAUUUUAUACUGCCCCGAUCUUUUGCAACUGUGGCGCCUCCUCCUCAUACGUUACAAAACCACAAAAUGAUGCACUUUUGAGAAUCUAUGAAAGUGCCACACAAAUGAAUGAAAUUCCUCUUUUUCAGGUAACCUCAACCCUCCAAAGCAAUUCCUCUUCGAAUUCGACGUCGUCCGAAAGCAAAUCGGAUCCUAAAUCAGUGUGA